AUGAACGCCGAAGAGCAGUAUUACGCCUCCGGCCAGUUGUUCAAGGAGCCCUGCGCCUUCCAGAGGUCGCAGCCCCAGGAUUACAACCAGAGCCCGCCCGCCUGCCUCUACAUGGGGAGGCAGCCGCCGCCGGAGCCUCCAUACCCCAGCGCCUUGGGGGGUCUGGACCAAGGCAGCCCGCCGGACAUUUCGCCCUACGAGGUGCCCCCCAUCGCGGAAGACCCGGCCCUCUCCCAUCUCCACCCCCACCAGCAUGCGCCCCACCACCACCACCCUCAGCUGCCUCACCCGCACCAAGAAGCCCUGGCCUUCGGAGACGGGAUGGACCCCGGCGCUUUGGAGGAGCCCCGGGCUCCGCUGCCUUUCCCCUGGAUGAAGUCCACCAAGUCCCACGCCUGGAAGGGCCACUGGCUGGGCACGGGUGGCUCCUUCGUGGUGGAGCAGGAGGAGAGCAAGCGGACGCGGACGGCCUACACGCGGGCGCAGCUGCUGGAGCUGGAGAAGGAGUUCCUCUUCAACAAGUACAUCUCGCGGCCGCGCCGGGUGGAGCUGGCCGUCAUGCUCAACCUGACCGAGCGCCACAUCAAGAUCUGGUUCCAGAACCGGCGCAUGAAGUGGAAGAAGGAGGAGGACAAGAAGCGGGGCGCCGGUGGCAGCGGCCGCGAGCCCGAGCAGGACUGCGCCGUCUCCUCGGGGGAGCUGCCCGGGAAAGAGGAGGCGGGCGAGGAGCGCGCCCCGGGCACCGGCGGCGCCCUCGAGCUGCUGCCCCCCAGCCCCACCGCCUCCCCCCAGCCCUCGGCCAGGCGGCAGCCGGAGGCCCGGUGA
This is a messenger RNA of Eublepharis macularius, 825 nucleotides long. RefSeq names its product pancreatic and duodenal homeobox 1 (gene PDX1). Gene Ontology annotation, molecular function: RNA polymerase II cis-regulatory region sequence-specific DNA binding; DNA-binding transcription factor activity, RNA polymerase II-specific. The transcript is spliced from 2 exons. Gene Ontology annotation, biological process: regulation of transcription by RNA polymerase II; type B pancreatic cell differentiation. The record is from RefSeq and is a predicted model, not a curated record. NCBI's taxonomy places the organism in Eukaryota, Metazoa, Chordata, Lepidosauria, Squamata, Eublepharidae. Gene Ontology annotation, cellular component: nucleus. Bases 1 to 825 code for a protein of 274 amino acids.